AUGUGGUGUGGUGUUGGUGGUGUUGGUGGUUGUGGUGGUGGUGGUGGUGGUGGUGGUGGUGGUGGUGGUGGUGAAUGGCAGCGACAACGACAGGGCAUCAGGAAUGUGGACAUUGGUGGUGGAACUGGUCGCCUUCGAGGGCACCGUGGAGGUUGGUGCAGGGAUGACGAUGGGGGUGUUUGCGGAGACGGCAAGUAUCGUUAUUGGGUCGCCGUUGCAUUGGGCCCUCGGAUGACCGUCCAGGCCGAUAGGUGCGCAGAAUGUUCGCGGCAGUGUUGGCGUACUAAUGUAGGUUGGACAUGUGUGUGGAGGGUCGAAGGCGCUAGAAACUAGAGGGUCGCAAGUUUGGAUUUGGCAGCAGUGACCUGGUUGAUUUCGUAGACUGUUGCUCUAGUUUCCACAGUUGACAAGACGGCAAUCUAGAUAUCAACAACGCUAUAUCUUACGAAACGUGAGAAAGAGUAACAACAAGAAAAUCCAGUGGGUGAAUAAAGUUGAUAUUAAAGAUUUCCAAUGACUGAUAAUGAAGCGUGCAUGAGAUGCGGGGAUUGACUUGCAACGAUGUGUACAUUAGGAUAAAACAACCAGAAUAGUAAAGAAAAAGGGAUGAAAGUGUUAAGGGUCGGUUAGUCUGACACCUCAACAUAUUACCCCCUACGAAACCGAAGGGCGAACUAAGAAGACUCCAAAGGAUGUACAGAAGUCCAAAAGAUGUGAGUGACAAAACGGCCAGGGAAGUGAACUUGACGUGCACCGCACGGGAUAUAAACAGAAGGGACAGAAGGAGACAACUGAGUGCGUGCUUCGGAAGAGAAGUUGAAUAAAGUUUGAAUUAGUUAUUGAGGACCUGACAACUUUGUGUAUAAGCCGUUUGCGCCAUUGCGUUUGCAUAGUGAUCUAGCACAACAUCUUCCGAAUCCUAUUAAUUUCAUUAGAUUUUCUGGUGACUUUACGCUAUGAACGUCGGAACGAUAAUCCAGAACAACUAGAGAACAAAUUUCAUGAAGUUCUAUUGUGAGUGCUAUCUCUGCGUAUAAAGUCACAUAAAAUGGCGACAUUGGAGGAAACACGUUUAGCGCGAGGAUAAAUUUAUUGCGCUUGUAUAUCUCGUUGAUGACGAUUCUUUAUUUGUGCAUCUUUCCUAAUUGUAUGGAUGGAUGAUUUUUCUGGACCAAAAAGUAGACGAUGCCAUUCUUGUCUCGAACAAACACUGAACAGUCCACCUUCGUGUGGCGGAAGGAACCAACCCCCUUAAAAACGCACCAGGCUGCAUUUGAGGACGCUGGAUCCAUUUUUUGUUAGAAUUGCACAAAAGCCAUUUCAAGGAGAAGUCACUACAAUUAUCUAGCAGUCGUUAGGGGAAACAUAUUGUCAAGUCAUAUAGAAACUAGCGGGGCCGAAAAAUUAGCCCGUCGCAAUUUAUACAAGACCGUCAGCUUGAUUACAGCAAGGAAUUCACAGAAUUAUCACAAGGACGGGGUCUUCAGACUGGCAUCACUUCCUUCCAAAUCUCAUGUAGCAAAGGCCUGUCAACUUGACCAGGAAAGACAUUGGGUGCAGUGACUGGUAUGCUAAGAAACAGCUGUCCAUCGUGUGCCCUACUUGCAGUUUGCAUGAGUUCUAUUUUAUGUGUUGUGAACGUUCUUCGUGUAUACGAGUGCAACCGAGUGGAUCCAUUUACAAACUAUGAGCACUUGCGUGUAUAGUUAGUGUGGCGAUUGUGGUCGGGGCCGGGGAUCGUUAUUAUACCUGAGGUUUUCGAGUAUAAGCGUAUGUCGGAAGACAAUCAAGGUGCUUGAAUUUUGGCGACAUUAUAGACAAGCAAGUCGCACGUAACAGGUGUAGGCCGAGAUUCUAGGCCCUGUAUGUUUAGUCAACCUAAUUUAAGUCCGGGUUCGUCUGACCAGGCGGAUUUACGACCGAAAUAUGUGUGCACAAUGCUAACUGUUUGGAGCACCGCCUUCAUUGCUGUCAUGGGUACUGGCGGUUUUUGCUGUAGUGGUAUCGAUGUUGGCGGCCGCUGCCGUAAAAGGACUGGACGUAUUUGUCCCUGGUGGCCGAGCAGUGUUCUCGUCGCUAUUGGAACAUAAGUGUCAGGCGAAGACAGCCAGAACUGUGAUGCUGGACUGCAGCAGUUAGGGUGGAAAGAACAACUCUGUUACAUUGCAGAUAGUGAUGUGGUACUUCGAUGUUGAAGCGGGUUUGAGCAGGGUAUUGUGACGGAGGAUCCUGAGGCUUUUAGCCAUUUCAGUUGUUGCCCCAAUUGUUAUCAUGCACACGAAGCAUAUUGGUAAUUGUUGGCUGUUUGAAACGGUUCGCGGCAUUCUGUUCCUGUAAAUAAAUGAAUAGACUGAUUAAGAACCCAUAAGAGUACUUUCAUGGUUAGAAAAAAAAUACAUUUUCGAUUGAAUCAUAGAACGAGUAGGCAAACAGUGGAUAGUGUUCGGUUGAUGGUUAUAAAAAAAGCAGUUUGGUAUAGAAAGCGGUUAGCCAACAAUGAGAAACACUACUUAAAAUCCGAUUAAUAAAGGCAAAUAAAUAUGAUUCGACCAGAUUUAGGGGAAAAUCUGUCGUUCAUGGAAGGUAAGUAUGCGUGCCGGAGAGGACCUCCCUACAUGUUCGAAAGGUCCCUCGUCAUGGUGAAAUUUCUCUCUCGGAUGAGGUUGUUCGCUGCAGAUAUGAUCAUGAUAUUCUUGGAAUGACAGCAGAAGCAACCGUCAAGGUGGCGAUCACAGUCCGCUUGAAAUCCGAGCGAACAGGAUACACUGAGGGCUGUGGUGAUCAUCAAAGGCCGGGGGAUGCGAACAUGACACCUCUUUGUCGGCAGGCCAAACUACUACCAGAGGCGAAAACAGAGGUACCCGCAGUAGUCGUCAACAGAUCGUUCGGGAUCGAAUUGGGGAGAUGGCACUAAAGUCCACGAAAAUCAUUGCAGCAGGGAAGGAGUAAAAGCAGUGGAGUCAACAGCCGACUAAAAACAGGGAGACGUAAAAAUUUAAUUGAGACUGUCCAUUUAAACAAGCGAAACAUAUGUUGUCUGCCACUAAACCCUGGGAGGACCCUUUCCAAAUUCCUCUAGUUGUGUGUUCAGGAGCGAAGCCGUCAAUAACGAUUUUAUGCUUUCCGGAGUAAGGUACUUACGUAAUUUCGAUGUGAAUACCUUUAAUUUGGGCGGUGACAUAAGUUGUAAAUUUUUCCAGAGGAAGGCGCAUUAGGACGCAAAGCGAGUGAGAGUUUAGACAUAGAGCAAAGGGGAGACGGCAUAAUCAUGGAGCAAUCGCGCGUGGCACAGGGUCGAUUUGUCAGAGCGAGAGAGUCGAUACCCGGAAGACUAUGGCUAGGGUUAAUGCGAGUCUUCUAACCCAUAAAAAUCUACUGCUCGCUAACUAUCAGCUCUCAGCAUAAGAAAUACUGGAUCCAGCACUAGGGAGACAGCUUCCGAGUAAAAAAUCGUUAAACGUUUUCGAUCUAGCUACAGUCUAGGCAUUCGUUAAACCAGAGAAUGGACAGCAUUAUUAAAGGACAAGAAGAACAAACAAUUGGUACUGUUUUCACUAUAUUUCAAGAAGAAAAAAUGUGAUAUGAAACCACAUAUCUGCACAGCCCUUGCAGAAACUGGAUUUGCAAAAUGUGAUAAUGUAGGCUUGUUUGUGCAAUCUAGGCCUCAACCCUUUAUUGUGGAGCACUCUGGGAGUGAAUUACUUUGAAAAUUUUGAAGUCAGGAAUCUUGGCAGGUACAAAACACGGGAAAUUACAUCUAGGCGAAGAAAAUGCCAUCUGCGAAGUUGCACCCCAUUUCCAGAAGCAUAAUUAGCCUGGACAAACUUUUUUAAAACAAGCAUUUGUAUUGUCCUAAAAAAAUAAAUAAAUGCAUCCAGGGUCUUUGGCAAAAUGAGCGUUUGCGCAUUUCUGAUUUCUGUCGAAACGUCGUUGAUGUAAAGCAGGAAAAGUAGUGUGCUCAAAACCGUGUCUUGAAGUGUACCACGCGUGAGUGAGUGAGGCGGGGAGUAGCUGUCACUACCCGUGACUUUCUGAUAGCGGCUGGAUAAAUAGAAUCCAAUUAAUUUAAUAAGAGGAAACUAGAUGUCAAGAGUUUUCAAUUCUUCUGAAAGAAGUCUAAAUGGCAUCUAAUCGGAGGCCUUACCGAGAUCAAAGUAGUCGGCCACAACUGACUGAUGUUUAGAAGACGAAGAUGCAAUCACUGGAACGAGAGGUUUAUUGGCCUGACGUUUCGGAUCCUCUCUCGAAUCCAUCAUCAGAGACAUUCGCAGAUAAAGGUGAUGGUGGCACCAGGAGUGCAGUAUUUAUAGCACGUGGCUGUCGUGGGACCAUAUGCACGCUGUAAUAAACAGUUCUCGCAAUCACCGCUGGGCUCGUAAUUGCUGCGGUAGUAGCUUGUCAGUCGGAGUCCGAGUGCUAAUUGCAGUGAUUUCGUCAUCCGUACUGGAUGCUGGUGUGACGAUUGCUCGACAAAUUGGCUCACUGCCACUAGGAUAACUGCUCGCCCGCGCCUUCCCCACCUGACUGAUUCCCCUGCCCCGGGAAAAAUCUCAGUACGGAAUAUGGUACCGGGAGGUCAUUGUGCUUGUUGAUGGAUUGCUGACCUGAGAACCAUGACUCGAGCAGCUGACGGCUCACGCGGUUUUCACCCCUUGCGAGGAUUUCGGCCUCUUGAAAUUUGAAAAUAUGGCCGGGUCCCGUCGACUGUGCCGCCACCUGAGAGCUAGCGUCUCCCCACCUCACUGCUGCUGCGUGCUCGGCAAUUCACGUACGGAGUAAUCUCCCAGUUUCUCCGACAUAGUUGCUUUGUCCGCAGCUAUACCAGAUCCGGUAAACAACUCCAGACGUUUCCUGCCGUGGCAGCGAGUCUUUUGGCCUCAUGACUUGGCACCUAAUGGUUGCUUCCAGCCUGUGUGCAACUCCAACUCCAAGUGGAGUGAAAAGACGACUGACGGCUUCUGAGACGUUCUUCACGUACGGAAGAGCCCUCCAACAUUUGGGGCCGGUUGGAUUUGGUGCCUGGUGUCGUUUUCCUAUGCACUAGUUGACAAAGUUGCUCGGGUAGCCAUUAGCUCCCAUUACCAGUCGAAGAUAUUGUAAUUCAGUAACCUUGUCUUCCAUUUCACUGCAGUGCGUCUCAACGCGCUGGUAUAGCGCCCAUAAGCAACUGCGUUUGAGGCCAAAAGACCCGCUGCUAAUUACGACCCCAGCGGUGAUUGCGAGAGCUGUUAAUUACAGCGCGCAUAUGGUCCCACGGCAGCCACGUGCUAUAAAUACUGCACUCCUGGUGCCACCAUCACCUUUAUGUGCGAAUGUCUCUGAUGAUGGAUUCGAAUGAGGAUCCGAAACGUCAGGCCAAUAAACCUCUUGUUCCAGUGAUUCCAUCUUCGUCUUCUGAACUGCAACCUGGAGCUCGCCUGUUCGCUUGACUGAUGCUUAUUGGCAUGAUAAGUGAUUAGAUUAAGAAAGGCUAAAUGAAAUUCCCCGCAAGAACUUCCAGGCAAAAAUUCAUGCCGACCAGAGCUCGGAAACUGAUUAGAUAGAGAAAAAAAUAAAAUUUUCAUUGAAAAUGAUCUUUUUAAGAAGUUUCGCUUGAGACGAUAUUUUUCAACAUCGUAUUGACAAUCAGAUUUAAAAACUGGAAGAAUACGUGUGGUUUUUCAGGGUUCCGGAAAAAUAUCCACCAGAAACAUAGACUGAGAAUGAACGACUAAGCAAUCUAGGAACUUUUAACGCCUGUUUGACGAUCGAAUUUGGGUUACCAUCCAUUCACGAGCAACAUGAGUUUUUCAAGCUACCUAUGCGUUUCAUAUUUAGGUCUCAGGAGACAUCGAUCUUAUUGAGUUUUCUAUCUGAAGGUAGAUGAAAGGAGAGAGCUGGCUCAGACUCAGUUGUUUUGCAGUGUUGUAAAUAAUUCCGCCUUGUCGAUGUCAACGAUGAGGAAAAUCCAUCCUCGUCAAAGUCCGUUUCAUUGGUAACAACAGAUGCGAAAACCGGCUAGGAUAUACUGCCUUAUCACCAUUUUCGGUAAUGCUCUCGUUGUUUUCUCCUUUCGGCACUGAGACCGUCUCUUUGUUUUUUAGCCUGCUGUUGAUGUAACUGAAAAACACUUUUGGCUUAUCGACGGCCCGUUCCAUAACUCGCGUUUCAUACCCCUUCCGCGACCUGCGAAUAGCCGACCUUACCUCGUUUCGCCGACGGCGAAACUGCUCAUAAUAAGAUGGCUGUUUUGCUGUUGCAUACUUUCUCCGCAGUUUAUUCUUCCGGUUUACUUUUUUUCCUACAUUCCACGUUAUCCAGUCAGGGCGAUUAGUCUUUUUAACUCUCUUUGUCGGACGGUUUCGAUGCAUGAAGCCGGUUACAACCCCUUCGAGAGUGUUCCAAUCGACAUCGGGAUGUCCGGUAAGAACGUCAUGCCAGUUCACUAUCGAUAAUUCACUUCUCAUGGCGGCAAAAACUCAUCGCCAGAUAUCCAGGCGAGGCUCAUUCGUAUCCGCCUGCCUUCUGCAUAGGCGGCAUUCCUAAAACAGCAUGGCGUGGUCACCCUUAACGAGCAGUGCUAUCGAUCUAAGUUCCCCAGGACUAAUUGGGUCUUUUGUAAGGACGAGGUCCAGACAGUUUGCUCUUUGGUCCUCUCUGAUCCUCGUUGGAAACCAGAUAUUAUGUACCUGAAAAAGAUUAGCCGUUAGUUUCAAGAGCCUGGAAUCAAAGGAAUUUCGCAAACCAUUUACUAACAAGCUGUUCCAGUCGACCAUUGGUGCAUUGAAGUUUCCGUUUAUCGGUGUCUCUUGGUUUUGGGCCGUUUGAACAGUUUCAGUUUUCAGUUUAUUUGGUAAGGAUAAUAGACAAAGCCUUUGAAAACCCUACUGACUACAUGUCAGCUCUUUAGAAAUAACUGUACACGAACAAUUAAAAUAUUCUUUAUUCAAAAAGCACUUGAUUCAUUUGAGUAGCACUGUUUCGGAGGAAAAAUAUUCAGGGGGCGCGGGGUAUUUAGUUCAGAUUCAGACUGUCGAGGGAAAACAGGGGACACAAAUAAUCAUCCAAGCGUUUCUUAAAGAGUUUCAGAGACGUAGCCCUCACAACUGACUGAGGAAGAUCGUUCCAUUUCUCCACUACCCUCUGCGUAUAAAAUUCAGAACGAAGAUUCAGCGUGCACAUCGUUGUCCGUAACUUCAUCGAGUGACCACGAAGAUUGGGUGAAAGGUGCCACUGAAACAUGUCCUCAAAUUUAAGCCCAUGCUCAAGGCCAUGUAUUAUCUUGUAGACGAAAAUAAGAUCAUCCCUUUGCUGCCUGUAACACAUAGGGAAUAAAUUAAGGCAAUUCAGUCUCUCCAUGUAGGACUGGUUUUUUAAACCGUUUGCCAGCUUUGUUGCACGCCGUUGUACCCGUUAGAGGCAUGCUUGGUCCUUUACUAGCCAUGGCCGCCACGCUUGUCUGCCAUAUUCUAAGUGAGGCGGAUCAAAAUGCCGUAAACUCUCACAAAAGGUCUUGGUCAAAGUUCACGAAAACCCUUUUGAUUGCAUGCAGCACUCCCAUGGCGUUUUUUGCAGCCCUGUGGCACUGCAGUGUUGGUUUCAGGUUGUUCUGUAUCCAAACACCGAGAUCCUUCUGUGAAAAUUCUGCAGGUUAGCAAAUGUGAGAUGCAGGAACGUCCUCUCCGGAAGUCAUGCUGAAAAUUCUGCAAGAUGUUAUUUUCUUCAUUAAACUGCUGCAUAGCGCUCUUUACUACAGCUUCCAUCGUUUUGCAUGGGAAGCAAGCUAAACUAAUAAGCUUGAAGCUGCUUGCUGCCAUCCUGCUACCUCCCUUAUGCAAGGGAACGAGGUUAGCUGUGGACCAACUUCGACUGGUGAAGGCAGUUUUACUAAAUAGGCGGAUUUUUGCUACGUGGUGAUGUGGCGGUGAAGGAUGUGAGAUCAACUGUGACCGCACAGCAUAAUUUAGCACCGUCUUGUUUCGGAGGUCAGGGAGCUGUGAGAAGAGGUUUAUUCUAUACACAGGGUAGGUUUCCGUGAAUUUGUUGUUUGCUUGUGACAGAGCUUAGCGUCCGUUCCCGGAGAGCAUCAGUCGCGGUGUGUUGUUUAUGCGGGAGUGAAUGACCGCGUCAGCAAGAGGAUGUGACUGGAUGAGUGUUGGUCAUGUAGUUGGACGGAUUAAGGGAGGAAUAGGGGGGUGCAUACUCACAAGGGUUCACGGGUAUCAAGCCAGGUCAUUCAACUCGCGUGAGGUGACGAUAGUUUAUGAGAGCAGCCGGGGAUCACUGCAGCUGGGCAGGAGGUGCCCCAGUUCUAGCCGGGGGGAGGGUGGUCGUGUGUGAACGGCGUGCCAACGGUGGUCGCGGUCAUUAACUGGCAAAAUGGAGCCGGAAUAGGUGGUGUUGGAGCAGUCGCCACAAUGACAGACUUUCGACGCACGGAAGAUUUAAGAAAGUCUGCCGUAGCACCGUUUGGCCGUACAGACGGCGGGGCAUCUUUCAAAGAGAAGUUAUAAGCCCUUUUUUCUGUCACAUAGUUCACUGUCAACCAAGUGAACGAAUGAGGCAAGACGCCAAUCUUCUGGAUAGGUAACAUGGGAGAUGUUCAUGUAGAAGAAUUUUCCCGAAAAUGAGAAAAUAGUACCGAACUACAAUAGGAAACUGUUACAAUUCCAUGACGUAGGCAGGUCACCUGCCUAGCAUUGGCAACGGGUUACAAAUGGUUAUUAAUGCUUCCUGAUAUAGAUUUGAUUAGGUCACGCUAAGGAACAGAGACCGAGAGCUUUCGGCUACACUUGAAUUUUGCCCUCUACGAUUGCGCAGAUAACGACUUAAAAAUAACUAUAUUAGAUCUUUGUAUUGGUGUGGCUUCCUCUCCUGUAGCGAUGCGACCAUUCUGCGUGACGACAUGUCCAGUGUUUCCAAGGACAUUCUAGAGCUUGUGCCGCGUAGAUAUCUCAAGCCUAAUUCUUCAGAUUCCCUCGUUCCUCAUUUUCUUCACAACGGACUUAAAAAGCUGAGACGGCAGCUGCGUGACCCAUCCAAUAGUUUCUUAUCAAUUCAUCUUAGAAUCACAGAGAUUUUUGAGAUGGCCUCAAGGAUGCGCCAAGCGCGCGACAGGCAAAGAGAAUCGCUUGCUCUCAGUGAUUCGAACCCUGGCAAAUCCGUCGUUAACAUCUUCCGUCAUCGGUCAUCCUCUAAGCGUGGUCACGAACUUCCACCCCUGCUAAAUGAUAACGGAGUCAUCCUCAUCGAUGACACUCCCAAGGCGGAGUUGUUUAGUGCUUUCUUUGCAAAACACCUUAAUACUGAGUCCGAACCGGUCCCUUUCUUUCGAUCACUUUCAGAUAGGACACUGAGUACAAUCGAUGUCUCCCCAGAACCCAUUGAGAAACACAUAAGUCGUUUAAAAUACUCACACUGCUCAGGAACGGACGGGAUUCCACAUCCGAUUAUCCAACAAGCACUCGACCUUCCCAUAUUGCUUAGCCAUUUAUUCUCAAGUUAUAUUUCAAACCAAUGCUUUCGUGAAUCAUGGAAGACAUCAGCUGUCUUCAAGUCUGGAUCUUGGUCCGGUGUUAAUAACUAUCGAGAUGUGAACGAGACCCUGUCUCUAGCAAAAUUUCUUAAAAAGAUAAUUUUCAAUUAAAUUCCUGACUUCUGUCUGGAUAAUCGGAUCCUGAAAACAAAUCAGCAUGGGUUUCUACCUGAUCAAUCCUGUGAAACUUGCCACUUGGCAUUUCUUUAUCUAAUCACUUCUAUUCGUAAUGAACAGCAGUCAGUGAUAGUUAUCUACUUUCAUCUUAGCAAAGCCUUUGACAAGGGGUCCCAUAGACGUCUUCAUCAGGUCCUGUCUAUCCAAAUGAUAUCAGAAAGACGUGGUCGGUAAUAGCUACUCGACACCUCACUCGAUCACGAGUGGCGUACUUCAAGGCACGGUUCAGGGUCCGCUAUUCUUCCUUCCUUACAACAAUGGUAUUUCGACUGAACUCAAAAAUUCGCAAACUCUUAUUUAUGCCGAUGACCUCAAGUGUGUUUACUCAUAUUCUAAGGACAUCGCAAAUGCUUGUUUUAAAAAAAAUUAAUGUCGAUUUCCUACGCUUUAGCAGAUGGGGUUCAAAAUGGCAGAUGGAGUUUUCAUCAUCCAAGUGUAGUUUUAUGUCUCGUUGUCCUGCCAAAGUUCCUGAUCCCUUAAUUUUUUAGAAUAACCAACACUCAAAAUGCUUCCCCACAGAAGGCCUCGGUUUAAUUUAUACAAAUAAGCUCGCUUUAUAACCUCAUGCAGAGAGAAUCUCUGUCAAAGCCUCGCAAAUAGGUGGAUUCAUUUCGCAUAAUUUUUUCCUUCCGGAAAUGAAGCUAAGACUACAUCAAAUGUUUGUUCUUCCAGUCCUCGAAUACUGCUGUCCUUUCUUCGGUUUAAUGAACGCCUGCGACCGUAAUAAAAUCGAAAAUGCUCAGAGGAUUUUCAUCCGGAAACUGUUCUCUCAAGCUUCGUCCGGUAUUUCUUACACUCAGAGGUGUCAGCUGGCGAACAUUAAGUUUUUGUGGGUUAGAAAACUCGAAGCUGGCCUUUGCUUCCUUUUUCGCAUCAACUCUAGCUCCAAUCUUCCGCUUAUUGACACUCCCACCUCGGGUGAUCUGCCUUAUGCCACCCCAAACUCCUCCCUAGUGAUUCCGCCGCCUCUUUGCACUACAUCUAUGCGCUCCCUCUUCUUUCCUUUUAAAUAUGCCCUCCUUUGGAAUUAUGUUCCGCCAGAAAUUAGGUCAUCGCCUAAAAUACAGGUAUUUAAGUCGAAAUAACGCAAACACCUUACACCGAAAAGAAUAAAGGUACUAUUAACGGUCUCAUUCCCGAACACUCAACUCCUUGACUUCGAGGACGGUCCUCCAGGGAUUGAGUGGUAGAUCAAGUGGAACCCCUCAAUUAUAUCAUCAGGAACCCUGUUUUGAAUAUGUUUAUAAAUCCAGUGCUAUCAUUUCUUCCCCAUAGCGACGAUUUUCGCGGUUCGUGAUGUCAUCUCCCACAUUUCGACCUCAUGCGGUCUGUCGACUCUCACGGCGGCACCCUCAGUAUUCGACAUCUACUAGUAGUUUGGUCGUACCUCUCUUCCCCACUCCUCGCUGGGCUCGAAACGUACGGUGGCCGAUCGCGUCUGGGUUCUUCUCGUCUGGCCUCUUUUACGCGAAUAGUCUCAUCCGGCGUAUCAAUCUUCCCCUGACGAUGCCAGUUCUAAAUUCGUAUAUAAUACGACAUGCAGGCCAGUCCUGUCCGACGCCGAUACGUUCCCCUCAAGGCUGAUAUUUAUUUUUGCCCUGACGAUGUCCGAUUAUAAUGCGUUAUAUACCACCACAUGCGGGUUAAUCCUGCCCGUAUUCUUCUUUUAUUAUUACUAGCGAGGGUUUUUUUUUCUCCUGUAAAAUUAAUCCAGUCAUUUUUAAAUUUUUUACUGGACUUUUUUCGCCGCUCGCUCAUAAUUUUUCUCAACGGACUGCAAAUUCAGAAACUGUGAAUUGCAUUUUGUACAGAUUCUGCCUACCUCGUCUAAAAUUCUCAUGUACAUUUAUUUUUACUUGCUUUGAUUGGACCCUAACGGGGCUUUAAUAAAAAUUAUUAUUAUUAUUGUCAAAGUAAAGUCUAAUUAACUGAAACUACUGAAGGAUCUUAGAACCGAAUUUCGACGCGAAUUUAAUGAGUUGAAACCGUACAACACCGAAAAUUGGAUGCACAAAGUGUGGAUUGCAAAAUGCACGAGCAAUAUGUCUGUGGUUGCAAAAAUUUGUUCAAAAAACAAAAGGCUAAAAGCUUUCAAUUUUUUUGAAAUAUUUUUUAUAUUAUAUCAUUCCUUUUCCUUUUAAUUUAUAAACGUCCGCCGGACUUGAGGACAUCUCGGUUUGCCAUGCCCUUCGCCUGGCGUUAAAAAUAGAUGCUCUAGUACUAACGACAUGACAUCAGUCCUGUGAGGUCAUUCAGGGUUUCGCAGAUGACAUGCGGAUGUUUCACAGGAGCCUUCAGUGUGUCCUUUUAUUUUCGUUUUCACCUGCCUUGCCUGAGAGGACUUAGUUGACUUUGAUUGGGUGGAUGAUUUUUAUCCAUUCUCAUGAUCCAGCCUUUUCACUGCGUUUACAUUUGCUGUAAGAGAACGCAGAUAUGGAGGACACAGACUUAUUCCACAGUUCUAAUGCCUAGGUCCUUCCCUUACAUUUCAUUUUAAAAUUGGAUGAAGUCAUCUGAUAUGAAGCUGAUUGAGCGUCCUUGCUAAACAUUAUUAGACGGUCUUUGUACAUUAUGAAAACGCUAUCAUGAUGAGGACUCUGUAUUUAAUCGCUUUAACGUUUACAUGCACAUUGGGACUGCUUCAAAUUGGGUAAUGAAGCCGGACAUAAACCAGAAGAUUGGAUUGACAUUCUAAUAAUUAAUCUUGACAUUUCUGGAAAUUCCUCUUUUUUGGUGCCCGUGUGGGUCCCCAGUUACAAGACGAUUUUUACCGGCGCUGAUUUUGAGCAUGUUGUGGCCAUUAGACUGCGGCUCUUGUUGUAAGGCCGAUUUUUUCUUCGUAUUUACGGGCACACCACGGUUCGUGCAGCCUGAGUCGAAAAACCCACAUUCAUCUGCAUGUCCUUCUUGUUUGUUGCAUUAAUCGAGCAGUCAUUCACAAAGAAGGAACCGGGGCACUGACUCUAAAAGUUCUCGGAUUUUCCUGCGUGCCUUGGAAGUUGGGCAGCUGACCGUACCUUUGGUACUUGAUGUCGAGGCUAGUGCGCUUUGGUGCGUCAUUGGUCAUGUGGAUGAGGUUAUUUGCCCCUCACAUGGGCCACGCGGUAGACGCUAUGGACCAACACGGCACCUAGAUCCAUUGCUUAAGAUAUGCGCCGUCAGCAAACACCAAAAUUGGAGUGUGAUGUCACGGCCAUGCUCAAGCUCAUGCCGUCCCCACAUUGGAAUUUCUGCCACCUCUUCCCUUUGUUAUUUAUUGUUAAGCCCUGGUCAAGCGUUUGUUGCAGACAAGAGGUGUGGUGGUAUCGUUAAGAUAAGCUAACGCGAAAUUUAUCGACUCAGUAGUCGUGAAAUACAGAUAAGAAUGAACAGGUCUUAAUGAAGUGAGGGAGCAUAAAAGAAACGAUGCAUGCAGUCACCACAAGCUGCCCUUGCUAGUGUGUUUUGUGCACUUCUGUUCCAUGUAAAAGUCCCGUCCGCAUGGGCGGCGUCCUAUGUGCCCACCAGUUUUUGCCGCCAUUGGUCCAACAUGUCUACCUGUAGACAAUCGACGUAGAAGAUGCGUUGGUUGGCUUCCAAGCCACGGGCGGUAGUACGUCUUGCAUGGUCAGGCAGUGAGUCGGACAGGAAAGUUAUGCGGACAGAAAAACAGCGACACAAAUCGGUGACCAAGAGUGCUGACAGCCACAGUGGUACACAUGGAUGAGGGUCCGGCUGCAAAAGCCACCUAAGCUCUCUGCCUCUGGUCCUCUUGGCGCUGUCUCGAUACCGGAUUCAGGCGGGAGAUGCGGAAAGGCUACGGUAGAUGUUGUGUCGAUCUGCUAUAGCUGUAAACUAAUUCACGCACAUGUCACUGUCCGUAUUCUCACCUCGUUGUGAAGCGCAGGGUGAACAACGUCGAGCAUGACGGUCGGACAGCUGAACGGCGUCAACCGACAAUCGGUGGUUGCCGUUCUUUCAUCAUAAUGCGACAUCAGGCCAGUCGAAUGCAUCAUCAUCAAGGAUUUUUGCAGAAUGCGCGAUACCCGAUGCUACCUGCCCACUGUCGUCAAUAUUUUUUUAUUCAACAGCAAUUUGGUAGGCUUAACCAAAAAUCGAAAAAAGACAUGUAAAAGAAAAAUGGGCAGUUAAGGUGACAAAAUAUGUUGUAAAAUUCAACGAUGAAAUUUAAGGACUUGCACUGGACUUUCUCGUAGGUUGGCUUAUACUACCUUGAUUCCUAAGUAGGUUCCAAAACGUAACUGUGUCUCUCUGUGAAGUGCAUAGAAGAUUGAUAGGAAUAUUUUCAUGAAAAUAAGUGAUUAAAUGGAGUUGUGCAUUAAUUAAAAUUUUUUGAGGGAAAUCUAGUUUGCACCUCUUAACUGACAACUUGGUACAAGCAACGAAAAUGUAUUUAAAAAUCGAAAAAAUGUACAUUAAAUAAGUACAAAAGAAAUGUCAAGAUCUGACAGAUGCGAUGUGGCCCGAAACAAGAAUGUAAGAUUUGAUUAAACCACAGCUUAGCCAACAACAGAUUGAAACUAUGGCCGUUAGAGUCCGGAAAAUUGGUAGUGCCUAAUUAUCACCACGGAAAUAAUAGUUCACGCACAGAUAAUAGUGAUGAAACAGUCUACACAAUUAGCAGACAGUUUGCCCAUACUGUACCCGUAGACGAGGAAAUGCAUGCACCUGUUUUUUCGCCCUACAAGUUUUCUAACUGCGAAGUUUUGUUAUUAACUCAACGUGAGUUGAGAGUCAUCCAGAACGAUCAAAAUUAGGUGAAAAAACUUUCCAUAAAAUCAACUUCUGUGUAUUCAGUAAUCAACAUUACGAACAACGUACGUCAGAAACCUAAUCGACCGAACUGAUCGUAUUUUGACCUUUGGGAUUUAAGACACGAAAGUGAGAGGAGUUUUCAGUUCAUCAGCAAGGUUUUUGCGGGUCGGAGCCACGGUCGUCAUUCCUUCGUAUUUACCUUUACAAAGUUCCAAAGAUAGUUUCCGAAAUCUGGCUCAUUUUUUCGGAUAACAGUAAAAAGUAGGAGAGAAUGCGGGAAAACACUUUCAUCCGGAGAUAUUCUGUCCAGUCCUCUGCCUGAAUUGGCUACUGGAGCGUCGCAGCGGGUGAGCGCAAACAUUAGCUUCUCAUAUUCACAACAGAUAUAGGCACAGAGACCCUCUAUGCACGCCUUAGGUUGGCGAGCUAAACCCACUAAACUAAUAAGCUGCGGAAGUGUGAGUUGCUGCAGUUAAUAACCCGACAAAGUGGAAAAUCUGUUUAUGCCCUGUUUUCAAACUCUGGAAAAAUCUCAUCUGUUAUGCGCGUUCCACAUCUUCAGUGCGUGCUACGCACUACGCCCGCGAAUUCUCACCCAUAUAUUCCUCAAUUACGUGGUCUUCUUACUUCAAACAUGGUAUGGAAUUUCGGAGGACGUUCGAAACUGGAUGAGUAGGUUUGGUUGCCCUAUUAUUUUCUGGGUGAAGUAGGUUUUUAAUCAUGAACAGUAAAACAGAAGCGGCUACUGGCUACUGGCGGACAAUGCACGAACGUAAAACACACUGGGGUGUGCGAUGUGGAUCGCGAGGUAUUUUUCCAACGCAUUAAUAUAUACCUUCUCCGUGGCGGGCUGAAAUGGUUUUUCAGCCAUAUAGGAUUUCGUCAUACAACUGUCCGUUCUUCCUGAUUUCGUUAUACUAAGAUGAUUGGUGAAAGAAAGCUGCCUACGCUAAGCCUAUUUUUCCUGCCAAAUGCCCUUUUAAGUAGCUUGUACGCGUACCAUUGAUCUGCUCACUUUUUUACUUUCAUGCACUAAAUUCAAUGCAAUCUUUUAUAAAAAGUCAUUUGGGGCAAACACAGGUGUCAUAUUUCGUUUUACUUUCGUGUCCUUGCCAUGGUACCUUUCGGCAAAUAAACCUGUCAUUAAAUCUAUCUUUAUGAAUGUACGUCUUACAUUCCAUUGAUUGCCACAAAUUAAAGUCCCUGAAGAAUCCUACAUAAGAAUGGCGUACCCCACAAAAUAUUUUGUUUUUACAGACUGUACUUUAUUUCUGAAGAUAUGCAUUAUCUCACAAGUAAAUCAUGUAAAUUAUCGAAGGUAACAGAGGCGUUUAGCAAUUUCGACAGUUACUUGGUGGAGCAUUAAUUAUAUGUAAAAUCCCCAAAAAGCACGUAUAUUUGCGGAAGUCGAUAACUGAUUUCGCCUAGUAAUUAAACAAAUCCUUUUAAAAGAAAGUAGAUGAACGACUACAAUAAGCCCCAAAAUGAUGUCAGAUGUGAAAAAUGUCAAUUGACAGAACCCAGAAUAAUUUACAAUGUGCAACAACUGAACUCUUAAAGACAAAUCCAGUAAGAAGACACUGGACAUAUAAACAAUUUUGCACUAAACAAAGGAAUUUACCAUUGAUUUUAUUGCUGCGAGGCACAUUAACUUAAGCUUUUCCUGAUUGCUAAAAACAACCCUAUGAGAAAAACGUUCAGUGCUUUGCCCAACUUAAAGCUUUCCGCCUUGGGACAAGUAAAGGAAUCGAUGAGGCUCUACUAGAAUAAAGAAAGCUUGUUAAAGCACCUCUAGGGAUCUGUCCGUCUGUGCACAGAUAAAAAGCAUGCAAUUAAUGAUACAUUUACUGAAUCAGAUUUAACGUUAUUAAGCUGAUUCUCCUUGAGGAAAUUCAGCGAUCUCGCCAUAAGGGAAAAUACAAGACGGGGACUAUGUCAGUUAAGCCUACAGGAGUGUGCUUAAAACUAUUAUUUAUAAACUAAAUUACCAACUGCUCUCUGUUGUCUGGGCUAGUUCACUUCAUGAGUAAUUUGUACAAUUAUAUCGGACACACUAUGUGAUGGUGAAAUGUUUAUAUCAAGUUUUUUGAAGAACACAUCUCCGAAUGAACAUAUGUGGCAUUAAAACUAACAGAAAUCUAGGGUCACCUCCUGGCUUAGACGCUAGUAAUGUCCGAUUGCCUUUUGGCACAUACACUGGACCAAUGUUUUGUUUUACUCCACCCCAGCGUUGCCCGCAUGACAUGAGAGUGUGAUCGUCACCGUCGUAUUUCUUAUAGUAAGUCCUUUUUCAUUCUUCGUGUGUGACUAGAAAACUUUCAUCCUUAAUAGCCCGGCCUUUGAACUACCUUUACCGUUCGUAGUACUUCCAGUUUUUAUGACCCUUAGUUUUGUCAAAGAUAAAUAUAACUGCAUAAACUCCAGUUUACUCUCGCAGGAAGAUUCUGACAUAAUAAUAGCAGAAUUCUUGCAUGUACAUUUCAUUAUGGUAGCACAAUAUUGGCAUAUAUAGUCGUCUACAUGUUUACACCAUGUUGAUACGUAUCGGCCCUAUGCUGGCUGAUUCAUGCCGCCCUUAUGCCAUUUGGCAUAAAGUGGCGUUCACGGAAAUCCCCCACCCACAGUCGUAUGGGAUCCACGCCUACCAUUCCGAUUGUGGUCCUCCCUUUAAUGAGUUUCAGUAGUGCGUUGAACACCUUUGCCUAAUUAACAAACUAUUCUUGACUUAUGAUAAGUCCUCCCGUCUAUAUCCACCUGUCAUUGGGGGUGUUGCUUUUCCCCUUGAGGACCGUUCCCACUGUACUACAGAAGUCAACCAUAGUGUGGCCACUUCUGGAGUCCCACACACGAAGAACGCCUAAAGGGAUCGUGCGGUUAUGCGAACGGCAAAAAUUUACCUCUGACCGCCCUGUUCAUAUACGUUGCAGAAGAACUGUAUUUCCAUUUUUGUUGACAGAGUCGAAUUGGCCCAUAAAACCUUCGGCUAGAUCAGAUCAUAUCAUUCCUUCGUUGGCGUUUCCUAAGCUUACGCAGCAAAUCUAGUAUACGAUUUCAACUCGAAUAAACAUAUCUGCAGGAAAGACACGUGACAAUAAUCUGCCAACUGAAUUUUGCUUCUUGUAGAGGUGUCGAACCUAAUGCCGAUUAUAAGUCUGAUUAGAAAGGGAACUUGAUAAGUACAUUAAGUAUCCUAGUUAAAACUUCGAUAAUAUUUUUGUCAACCUUUAGCUUUAUAUGCACGUCCCCCAGGACAUCUGUUGAAGUUAGCCUUCGUCUACUAGGGUGUAAGACACUUUUUGGAAAGUUGCAGCACCAGUUUUUGUGAUAGAGAUAGUCUACAUUUAACAACCCCAUCAUCGUCUUCAUUUCGGAUUCUGGAAGACACUGCGGCUGACCGUGACAUGGUUGACCCUCUGCUUCAGCCACUGGUAAACAGAAUUCUUAACUACAAUCGCGGUAAGCGUACUACUGCCGCAUUAGGGGCGACUUGCGAUGUUAUUUGGGAAGGCGACCGUAAAUUCAUGCCCCGCUUUCGUAGAAACUGACGUGAUGCGCCAUUGCUGGCUUAAAAUCAGACGCGGUCAUAAGUAACGGUUUGCACUGUUCUACCCACGUAUGUCUUCGUUGUAGAUCACUGCAGCCUGCGAACCUCCUACAUAUGGGCUAUUUAAUUUGUAGGGUUCUCAAGCAAACUCCACUAUGAUGCCCAGCACAGAAGACAUAUCUGGGAUAGUUAAGAGAGGACAACAAGAAGAGGGGAUUGUGCAGCCAAGGUGCCCUGUGGAACUUCGUGCGAUUUUCAGAUUGCCCGUUUACCGCACGCACUUAACUGAUUUCCCUGAGUUUAAUUUCGACCGUCGUUGCCGACGAUGUCCACCGUGUGCCCCACAGCAAGGUGAAACCAGACACGGUGACUUGUGCGUGAGUUAGUUUAUAUUGUUUAUGUAAGUUUAAACCGUUAGUAUUGGUACACCGCAUUUGUUGUGCGUGCAGACACUGUCGUUCGCAGUGGCGCUAACCGCAAAAGCUCUGUCGUCCGUUGCUUGUCGUUGCAAGUUUUCACUGUCCGGACGUGCCUUAUACACAUUAAGCUCUCAACAUGCCAUGGGGUUCGUAAACGCGUCGCAACCGCCUCCGAAACCGGAUCAACUAGUUUGGUGACAGUCGGCAUCACUCUGUUUACAAAUAACGCUCAUCAGCUGUCCGAAUACGCGGACGCAUCGGCCAACUAUUUAAGUUCUAGCAGUCAAUAAACUGAUUUCUGUGGACACUGGGAUCGUCGAGGUAAGUAGACGGCAGUGAGCUCCCGUCGUAUCAGUCAUGAGACAUGACGUUUCCCCGUUUUUUCUCUCAGUCCUCACUCGAACGAUCUUUGGUAAGACGAACUGUUUUUUUCGAGGCCUGCUUGAUUUUCGCAAGUUAUCAUCCGACUCAAAUAACUUUGAAAUUGAAGUAAGACGCUUAUCAGCCCAUGUCUGAAAACUUCUUCGGGAAUGUGUAUAAUACUUUGCAGCUUACACAACAUUUACCCUACAACGAACAAAUGAUUUAUGGAGUUGUCUCAGCAGACUGUGACACAAUGGCAGCUGCCAGGAAUACUGAGUGCUGCGUGACAGUAGCGUCACAGAGACGAGCGUUUGUGGAACGUUUUCGUAUACGUUUAGAAACUCCGCCAUGCAAGGCCAUGAAACUCGUUUGUAACAAAUAAUACAUAACCGAUGCUUUCUGCCUAUCAAAUUCCUGUACUUAUGUUGACUGUUGCAUGAAUUCGCGUGGAAAACAGUUAUUUGUAGGUGAUAAUCCGUCGUUAACGGCACGCAAUGCCAACGGCGACUGAGUGUAGGUCAUAUCCCAUGAGCUCUUAAUUCACGAGGUAAUGCCUUCCCAACUCCUAAGAAAACUAGAUGUAUUAGAUCAAAGGGGAGGCUGGAAACUAGUGUAGGACUGGAACAGCGAAAUAACUGCUUUCUGCUUAUUUCCCCGAUAAACACAAAGUUCACAUUCUGCUUUAGUUAUUUACGUGCACUCACAUACACAAUAUCCCUUUGUUUCAGUACGUACUCCGCACGAAGGAUACACCUUUCGCAACCUUCCUAUGGAUUAAUACUUCUGAUUUGUUUAAGAGACGCCCGUGUUGGUGCGUCACAUGUAAUGCUCACCCUAAAUCAGCAAUGUACAGGACACUUCAUGUAACCUUGCGGGUAUUGCGCGUGAUUUCUUUAUAGUACAAUACGGCAUCAGCUGCUGCGGCGGGUCCUGUUAAACUUUCACAACAAACACAUUGUUCCUAGUGGGUUUUAUAAUUUUGCUAAAGAUUGGCUAACAUACUCCUUUGAGCUUCGACUAAUCGGCAUACCAUAUUAACUUUGAUGCACGCUCGGAAUUACCCACAUUAAGCGAAAUAUCAUUUUUUUAAAUAUAACGUUCAGGGCGAAGGUAGACGUGCUGCCCUCUCGACGUUGGGCUCACAAUGCACGUGGUCGUACUCCCUAAGUGUUAUCGGUCCUAAAGACACAUCUUUCACAAACAACGUAAAUGGGGGUAGAAGUGUCUCCAGGUAACAAUGAGGUGUUCGUGAGUGGACAAUCCACAACCUCACUGUCUCUCUUACGGUCUGCUUGUCAUCUGUCCUUGCCGUAUUUGCUGUGCUUCUAUUGCACAUUGAAUUUCCUGAAGAUAUCCACAGAAUUGUAAAUUUCCCACUCAUAAUUGCGCACCAUCCUCCAAUCCUGAUCCUGACAUCCAACAUUACGAAUUGAACGAAAAUGUCGAGGCAGUAUUUCUUUCUGCAUUCCCCAACACUUCCUGAAUUCCCUUUUUGACUUGUCACUUGGUAUUUCUUCUAAAAGCUCCUGUUGGUCAUUUUUGUGGUUAAGUCGUCAGACAGGUAAAGUCGCAAAGAGUGAACAGGUAAACAGAUAUCAACCACCAUCAGGCCAAAACAUGCCAGACACUAGAACUGCCGAAAGUGGGACUGGCACUCCAGGCAAAGCCGUACUUUACAAGACUGCGACCAUUGACUGCCAGUUUCUUAGUCUUCCGUGACUUAGCAGUGAGUACGGAAAUCAGCUUCACUUACUGUCAGACCGCUGUGCGCACACCUCUGGUCAGCGCCAUGCUGACGCUACCUGUGUGUACGCACACACUCACAAUGCACCGGCUCCGUCUUUCAACAAUUGACAAGUCAAAGUUGACUUAAAAUUCAAGGAGUUACUUCAUUGUUUGAGUAUCUCAUCUGGGUCAUGAAAAAUGCCCAGAAUUUGCUGAAACAAUACCACCAUUUGUUUAAAAUUCUCCCUUCCGUCCUGGCGGUCCUGCUUGCACCCAAUGUCACUUUCGCAACCGCCCUGCUAAUUAUUGCGGAGUUUGGACACCGUUAAUAUUACCGUUAUCAUCAUAGUAGCAGUGGUAGUAAUAUAGUAGUAGACUGUGCUAGUGGUAACACUACCCUAAGUUGCUACUACUAACGCCUGGCCAGAACUGUAGUGGUAGUGCUAUCGUUUGCGAGUAUUGACUACUUAGUACCAUUCGUAAUACAGUAGUAGUGACAUCGGUUGGGGCAGCGGAUGUAUUUGAAUUAUCAUAAUUAAGGUCCUUAGGAUUAUCGUCGCGCCAUGCUAACUGAUGCCCUAACGAAAAUAUCUCUUAUCUACUGCUCUCUAACGGUUCUUCCCCUGCUCGUUGUAUGUUCCAGUACGUCAAUUGUACAGUGACUCUAGCAUCCUGCCCUGUUCGUACUCUCCCUCUCACGUGCUUGUUACGGUCCUAGGUAUCUUACAUAGUGCAAUAUUUUAGCAAAAUAAAAAUGAUACAGACCGCAACUUUUUCACGAAUGCCCAAAAUACGAAGCGUUUGGCUGAGUAUUUCACUGCGUCGAAAUUUGCCUACAUCAAGACUGAGGCUCAGUGGUUUGCAUGAGCGACUUGACAUUCAGGCACAUUCGAGUUCUCAGAAUCGCAAAGUCUGAGCUGUACUUGCCUCAUACAUCGGCUCCGCACAUUCAGCGACGUUCGUUAACCGCAUCUGCCCAGUGCUUCCCGACAAAAAUGUGGUUACUUCUGAUAUCGCCUCAAUCGAACAAACGAAGUCGAGGGAAUUUUCGAGAAUACUUUUGUGCAGCAACAUUAGUGUGGUCUCUGCUGCAGUUUGUUGUCCCCCCUCCGUGCUCAGUCCUUUGUCCGGGGAGGCUAAAUCUUGUUCUGACCACUUUUUAUUCACCAGAACUUUCAUGGAGACUUAUAUCAUUGACACGUGUUUUCAUAGCCAGACAUGUGUUAGAAGAAUGUUGAUAAGACCCUGUUGACUACUCGUACUCGUUGCGAUUAUCAGGCUUUUUUCUGUCUUUUUUUCUAAAUAUCUGAGACUAAACGACAACGCUUUUGAGAGUCUUUGAUCACUCCUCCUCAAUGAUCCAAACCGCCUAUGUCAUUUAGAUCUGAUUUUUCAUUUACUUAAGAGUGA
Molecule: messenger RNA, 21907 nt
Organism: Spirometra erinaceieuropaei
Lineage: Eukaryota; Metazoa; Platyhelminthes; Cestoda; Diphyllobothriidea; Diphyllobothriidae
Source: the annotation of a GenBank genome assembly